AUGGACAACGCGAGCAAUGGGCUGGGGACGGUGGGUCACCAGCAGCUCUACUGGAGUCCCCCACGGAAGUUUGGCCAGGGUUCUUGCUCUUGCCGUGUCUGCUCUAACCGCCAUGGUCUGAUCGGUAAAUUUAGGCUGAACAAGUGCCGUCGGUGCUUCAGUCAGUACGCUAAGGACAUCAGCUGCAUUAAGUUGGGCUAA
Messenger RNA from Apodemus sylvaticus (European woodmouse), 201 nucleotides. Its product is annotated as 40S ribosomal protein S29-like. Gene Ontology annotation, molecular function: zinc ion binding; structural constituent of ribosome. The transcript has 2 exons. Gene Ontology annotation, biological process: translation. Bases 1 to 201 code for a protein of 66 amino acids. Lineage: Eukaryota; Metazoa; Chordata; Mammalia; Rodentia; Muridae. Gene Ontology annotation, cellular component: cytosolic small ribosomal subunit; ribosome. The record is from RefSeq and is a predicted model, not a curated record.